AUGGCCAAGCAACAAAAGGACCCCGAAAUCAUCGAGCUCGCCCGCGGGCUCCAAAACACGCCCUGGUGCGACGAGUACGAGAAGAUGAUCUCGGGCAUGCUCUACAACCCCCUCCACCAACCCCUCGUCGACGCCCGGCACCGCGCCCGCUGCCUAACCUACAAAUUCAACAACCUCGACCCAAGCAGCGGAACACACGACCAAGUCGCCGAGACGCGCAUCAAGCUGCUAGGCGACAUGCUUGGCCGCGUCGGCAAGGGAACCUUUAUCGAGCCGCCGUUUAAUCCGGAUUACGGGUGUAAUGUGAUCGUGGGCAAGAAUUUCUUUGCGAAUUUUGGCCUGACAAUCCUCGACACAUCCCUCGUCAUAAUCGGCAAUCGAGUGCAAUUCGGACCCAACGUCAGCCUCUUCGGGGCUGGGCAUGAAACCAGUGUCCUCUCCCGGAUCAAAUUCAUCGAGUUUGGCCACCCGAUCCGCAUCGAGGAUGACUGCUGGAUUGGAGGGAAUGUCACCAUCUUACCGGGGGUCACCAUCGGCCGCGGAUGCACGGUGGGAGCCGGCGCUGUUGUUACCAAGAGUCUGCCGCCGUAUUCAAUUGCUCUGGGGGCGCCGGCGAGGGUUGUCAAGACUCUCCCGACUGUUGAGGAGGAGAGGGCGGAUCCCGACUCUCCGUAUAGGGAUAUGCCGGAUCGGAUGUGA
This is a messenger RNA of Aspergillus calidoustus, 699 nucleotides long. The record is from the annotation of a GenBank genome assembly. NCBI's taxonomy places the organism in Eukaryota, Fungi, Ascomycota, Eurotiomycetes, Eurotiales, Aspergillaceae.